Porites lobata is the source of this 7663-nucleotide messenger RNA. The record is from the annotation of a GenBank genome assembly. Lineage: Eukaryota; Metazoa; Cnidaria; Anthozoa; Scleractinia; Poritidae.
AUGCAAGGUUAUGACCCUGUUGACUGGUUGUCCUUUCUUCCUGAAAAUCAUUCUGUGGAUUGUGUGAUAGGACAUGGGGCUGUUCUUGGUCGGCAAGUGCAGGGUAUAAGACGUCAGUGUAAGUGCAAGUGGAUUCAGGUCGUUCAUACAGCUCCUGAAGAGCUUGGUAUGUACAAGUCCUAUGCAGAUGCCAUUUCAAAAGGUGAGAAAAAGCACCAGGCUGAGGUAAAACUCUCUGAAAAAGCUGAUCAAGUUGUAGCAGUUGGUCCCAAGCUGGCUGAAGCUUUCUCAGGUUAUCUCCGUGUCUGUGGAAAGGAUCAAGAUAUUCUUAAUCUUACUCCAGGUAUCUUCUCAGAAUUUUCUGAUGUAAAGCAAGCCACUGAAGAAAGAAAAACAUUCAGUGUUUUAGUGUUUGGACGUGGUGACAAUGAAGAUUUUCAGCUGAAAGGAUAUGACAUUGCUGCUCGCGCUAUUGCUGAGUUGAAAGACGAGCCACAGCCCUAUAAGCUCUUGUUUGUUGGAGCUCCAAGUGGCGAAGAGGAGAAAGUAAAAGAUUUGUUACUUAAGCAAGGCAUUGAUAGAAGUCAACUGACUGUACGUUGUUUCAAUGAAAGCAGAGAGCAGUUAGCCCGUUUGUUUUGUGAAGUAGAUCUUGCUAUAAUGCCAUCACGAACUGAGGGAUUUGGUCUUGCCGCCCUUGAAGCUUUAUCUGCUGGUCUGCCUGUGCUUGUCAGUGGGAACUCUGGUCUUGGAGAAGCUGUGAAAAAAGUUCCGUUUGCUUCAAGUUGUGUUGUACAAUCCGAAGAUCCUAAAGAUUGGGCCAAUGCAAUCAAAGCUGUUCGUGGGAAAGAUCGAAAGUUGAGACUUAGAGAGGCCAAGGUUCUCAGAGGAGAGUAUGCCGAGAUGUACAGCUGGCAGGACCACAGUAAAAGACUUGUGGAACAAAUGCUUGCCAUUUCUCGAGGUAAUAGGCCCACUUUGUUACAUAAAUUGGUCCUUAUAAUCUGUACUGCUUGCAUUAGGAAAUGUAGGCUGGCGCAAUUACAAUGACAACAGUAGUGAGAACCUCACCGCAACAAAUUUUUCCAUAAUCUCGUUUAAUAACUCCUUCAGAGAAGUCUGCCUACAUUUAUCAAUAUCAGAGAGUUGUAAACAAAAUCGCGAUACCUUCUAAAGAACGCGAAUUUAAUUUUUUCGUGACGUCUUAUUCGCGACCCUGAGGCUCAGAGGUAAAGAAUUGUAUUGCUAAUCUUUUGUAGGUCCCAGUGCAGAUGAGCAGAACUUAUCUAAGAAAGCCACUGUGAUCUGUCAAGAUGAAAACCCCUCUCCUUCUGAAAAACGUCUUCGUAAAGGUACACUUGAAUGUUAGAAACAUGAGCAAUAUGUCCACAAGAGCAAUUAAUUGUUUUCCAUGUAGGAGAUAUACUUUUGUGUAAUAUGGGCUCAAUGAUUAUUCCGUGCUGGAAUGUUAAAUUAACAAGGAAUGGUUGAAGCCUUGAAAAGUACUCGUUUAAGACUAAAUCUUAUUAAGGUAAAAACUUUGUCACACUGGAGCAGCUUCACACUGGUUACAGGUUAACAACGUUUGAUGCCGAUAAAUAAUACUCGUUUCAGGUUUACUCGAACUAAACAGGGUAAUACACCACAGUAUAAGGAAGUUGCAUUUUAUCAUAGAGGCUUCGUAGUUUUGUAUAGGUUAUUUUAAGUGAAAAAUCAUUUCAGCUCGGGACUUUUAAAUGCUGGCCAUUUCCGAGGUGAUCAGUAACAACUGAUCGCCCCAUUCCAUAAUCCGGAAAAUUUGUGCUUGUGGUAUCAGGAAUCCGGGAAUUUUGUUUCGUGGAGUCCAGAAUCCUGGACAUUGGAAUAAAACGAUUUGAAUCCGGAAUCCAAGUUCCGGAGUCAAUAGCGCGGAAUCCAGAAUCCAAGACUUUGUUGUCCUGUGUUUUUGUUUGAUUAGUUCAAUUCAACAGAGGUCUGCAGCGUCUGGAAACUGCAACCUUUAAGGCUUGAAUGCCAGUCAGGCCUUUUUCUAUCCCGUUCACAGUCCCUCUAUUGACUAUUUUGGAAUCCCCCAUAAUACACUCUGUCUGCUCCCCAAUUUUGCAUAAGUUAUUGUCUUCAAAUGCUCUUGGGAAAAUGUAGUACUUCCAGGAGCAUUUGAAAACAAUGAAUACAAAAUUUGGGGGGCAAACAGAGUGUAUUAGGGGAGAUUCAAAAAUAGAGAAUUUUCUCUUUAGAGAUCGUUGAGCGCGCGCGGAAUUAAUGAUCGCAAGUGCAAGGGGGUCGCGCUCCACGCUCUCUCACUCGCUUCGCUCGCGUGCUCGUCGAUUUUCGAGCUUUCUUAAUUUAAUGGCCGCAUUUAUGUAGCUAGUUCAUACAAUGUUUUAGUAGAAAAAAUCGCAGAUAUAAUUGAUAUGAGGAUUGAUUAUCAGUGUAUGAAGUGUAACGGUAAACAAAAAUAUUGGGGCAGAAUAUAAAAACAGUAAUUGAUUUCAUUUUAGGCUCGACCAAGGAACGCCAGUCUUCCAAGAAAGGCAAAAGACCGUUAUCUUCAAGUAACAUUCCAGCUCCAAAAUACCCAAGGCUGUUGAAAGAUAAAGGUAAGGUUUGUUUUUGCUAAUUCUUAAAUAAAGGUUAGUUGUUUCUUUUUAUAUGUACAACUGUCUUAGUGGGGAAGAUGUUUCUCAGGCAGUGAUGCAGGCGGCUGGUAAGAAAAUCCGAGUACACCCAAUAGGAGUCGAACAUCUGACCUUCUGGUUUCUAGUCCAUAUGCUCUAUCACUAAGACAGGCGGCUCGGAAGAAAAAAUUCAAGUGUUCCCCGAAUAGGAGUUAAACCUAUGACCUUCUGGUUACUGGUCCAGAUGUUCUACCACUGAGCCACAGGAGACUGGUGGGAGCUUAGGUCACUAAGCUAGGUUCACGUGACAAACAUCUUGGGUACUGCUAGGAGUAUUGUAGGACUACACUGACACACUGCAUCGAAAGUAACACAAUGUGGAUGAUUUUAUGUUCCUUGAUUGAGGCUUUAUAAUGCCCGUACGGCUCUGCUUCCGGUUUGAAGUUAGGCUCUCACAAGGCUCGACUCGCUCUCACUCACGCUUGGAGCAAAUUGUACGCUUUUCACGUCUGACCCACUCUCCCAAUUUCGAAACGUGCUUCAUAAAACCCUCGAGCUACAAUAUGGCCAGUUUAGAAGUUUGAGCACAUUUUGGCCAAAAACGUAGUCAAGUCGUGCUACAGUUCCUUGAGUGAAAGAUUAUGCAUGGUCAACGGUUAAGUUCCUAACCCAGUGUUUUUUGUUCUUUGUUUGUUUGUUUUUUUUUGCGUCGCUACCACAGGCGCAGGACAAAAACGUUUCCUCUUGGUUUAUUUAUUUGUUCUCAGUUAAGGAAUUUUCCAUCUGAAGUUUGUUAACUCUGACGAUAUAAACGAAGCUUUUCUGAGAUUUAUGACGUUUGCCUAAAGACUUUAAUGGAUCACCAAUGAUGUGUUACAAAAGCCAAAUCUUUAAGGCGACGUAAUUUUACAAAGAAUGCGUUUUACUUGUAAAUGUGGUAGGAGGGUAAAUGUGGCAGUAUACUUUAGAAAUUUUUGAUUUAAUCCCAAAAAUGAUAAAGAAGUUAGUUUCUCUGUGGUGCUGUAUCAGUGAGGAAAUAAAACACUGAAAUUUGGUAUUCACUAAUAAGUUAAAAAAUUUGGUUUGAGCUCCAGCUGUCCAAUGGUUACUGUUCCUUAUUCAACGUUGUCAUAUGAAGCCUAUUUGUGCACAGGCAGAAAAAGCAAAUAGUGAGUCCACUAACGGUGAACUUACGUGAAAGGAAGCCGAAAGAAAAAGACGGCAAACCUUGAGUGACAAGCGUGUCAAUAAUUUUGUUUGAAAAAUUUUCGGCCAAACUUCACUUUCCUUUAAACACAUCUCAGUUUAAAAGACCAGAACACUUUAUUGGUGAAUGAAAAUCUCGACAAAACUCGCAAUUGAUAACCCAUUCAUGUUUGUCUCACAUAAACGUUUUGCUGGCAUCUUCGUCUUUUUGUUGUCUUUUUGCGUAAGCUCCUUAAUAUUAAGGAACGACGGUAAAGAUUUCCAGGUGGUGUAUUUAUUUUAACUUACCGUAAAUCCUCUAUUAAGCCCCCCUCUCAAUUAAGCCUCCCCUUUUCAGAGGAGGAAAGUUAAUAAGCCCUUCUUCUCUAUUAAGCCCCCCCUCCCCCUCCCCUCCAUCCUUAUUCUUCACAAACAAAUUAACGUUGCCUGAUCGGUUAGAGCGGUUUUCACUUGACUGUCGAAAGUAAUUGAGGAAUUGGUUUGGUUUUGGUUUUACUACGCCCUUUGGUUGGCUAGUGUAUUUACUUUGGUUUUGGUUUUACGACAGUCAAGUGAAAACCGCUCUAUGGUUUAUUCGGGCUGGAAAUUCAUAUUGUUUAUGGUUUUCGGCCGCAUGACCUCCAACUUCAUGUGCUGAACCUUUUCAACUUUAUGCUGUACUUCUCUGUGGAGAAUUGUUAUCAUUUUCUUAUUGUUAAAAAAAAGCAGUAUGGCGCCUGGUUAUCACAAGUCCGUCCUCUCGAAACCUUGUUCCCGUUGAUGCAUUUCGCUAAAUUAAAUAAGCCCCCCUCUCUAUUAAGCCCCCACCCCCUCAAAAGUGCUUGGAAAAAAAAUUAGCUCCCCGGGGAGCUUAAUAGAGGAUUUAUGGUACUCACAAGCCACUGAAGAUAGAAAGGAUUUUCGGUCGUUCUGCUGAUCAAAUGAAUAAGAGAACAGCAUCUUACAAAUUAACACGUUCCUAGUGUAAAACCCUCUGGUUUAUACUGGAAUACUGAGAAAUAUUUACGAUCUCCUUGUUUGCAGCAGGUUGGCUCAACUCAGUUGUUUUGAAGCUUCUCAAAGCUGAAUACAAAAGGCGCUCUCAGUUAAGACCACUUCUUUGGGAUAGCACCAUUGAGUUACCCCUGGAAGACGUCUACACGAGACUUAAAAUCGUUUCAAGGCGAAAAGCAGACUUCCGGGGGAAUGAUAACGAGGUGAAUGUGUUCAACAUCUUCACGGCUCUUGACAAAGGUGAGGAUGUUAUGACGCUUGUCGAAGGGAGUCCAGGAAUUGGUAAAACUACGUUUUGCCUUAAACUAGCUCAUGACUGGGCAUAUGGAAAAAUCCCAGCGGAGUGUUCUUUUCCUAAAUUCGAGCUCGUGUUGCUUUUGAAAUGUCGAGAUAUACAUGAAGAUAUAAUGGAAAGUAUCAGUGAGCAACUGUUGCCAGAAGACAUCGAGGAGAAGACGAAAGGGAGACUAUUUGACUUCAUUAAGGACAUUCAUAACCAGGAGAAAACUUUAAUCAUUUUAGACGGUUUGGAUGAGCUUCCCAAAGAUUCCGAACGUUAUGUAGAUAAACUGCUUCAAAGAAGAAUUUUACCAUUUUGUUAUGUUUUGGCUACCUCCCGACAGGAGAGGGGAAUUGAUGUACGGAAAAGGUACGGCUUCGAUAUCCUUUUGGAGAUUAAAGGAUUCACAGAGAGUGAUGCUUUUGAUUAUAUCAGAAAACAUUUUAGAAAUGUUGGUCCCUUGCAUUCAUCAAUAGGAGAAAGUCUCAUUAAGGAAAUUAAAGAAAACACUCUGUUACAUGCCUUGCGAAAUAAUCCUUUAAAUUUACUUCUUCUUUGUGUUAUUUAUGAGGACUAUGAGGGGAAUUUGCCGUCUUCCCGUUCUGAGCUUUACCAGGUUAUUGUACUGUGCCUUUUAAGGAGACAUUGCGCUAAACACAAUCUAAAGGCUCCUAACGAAAAUAGUGCCUUAGAAAAGCAAUUUGAAGAGACCAUUCUCGCACUUGGAGAGUUGGCUUGGUUGUGUUUGCUGAGCGAUCGCUAUUGUUUUCGUGAAAGUCAAUUAGCUGCGCUUGAAAGAAGAUACAAAGGAUUGGUAUCUCGUCACGUAGGCCUAGUUUACAAGGAAGAAAGUCUGAGGAGGUUAAUGCCCCAGCAUGAGUACUACUUCCUUCACAAGACCUUCCAAGAGUACCUGGCUGCCGCUUUUAUUGCUGACAAGUUGCAAGGAAACGAGUUAAGGUUGUUUGAGCGUCUAAGUUUUCUUGAACUUGUGGAAAAGUAUCGAGAAGUAUUUCUUUUUGUUUCUGGUAUACUUGGGAGAGAUGCAAACAUUCUAUUCGCUCAGAUUGGCGAGGAGCUGAAGAACUGGGGAGAAUGGGACUGGGUCAGUUGCGAACAGUCAGGAGUGGUGACAGUGGAUGACCGAGAAGGGGAAGAGAUCUGGGUUGACUGGGAGAUCGACGACGAGGACCGAGGCUGGGAAGCAGCAACUUUUUUCACAAAAAGCUUCAGUGAAAGUGGACACGCUGAAAAAAUGGCAGAGACUCUUUGUUCCUACAUACCCUUUCCUCCUCAUGUUCAGAUUGAGCUUAGCGAUGACAAGUUUGGCAAUAUAUAUCACGUUUUAGAUGCCUGCAAAACCUUUUCAAACUUACAGAAGCCAGUUCGGCUUACGGUUCAUGAUUCAUGUACUCAACGUAUAAGCGAUCAGACUGUUGCAGAGUACAUACAAUCCUGCUCGCAGCUUCAGACUCUAAGCAUUGUUACCUCUGCAAUGACUUCAAGCCUAGCUAACGCCCUUUAUAACGGUUUAUCUGGAAACAUGACAUUAUCAGAGUUUACUCUAGAAUUGUGUGGUGUUAUCCCUUGUGAUACAGCUGUCGUCAUCGGUGAGUUGUUAGCUACACAAAAAUCGUUGAAGAACGUAGAAUUUACACUUGUCUGGAUGCAAGGUGAGGCUUGGGCCAGUGCUAUUGAAACUGGAUUGUCUGCUGACACUCUUCUGUCGUCUGUGGCCCUCCACUUUCGUGGGUCAAUGAGUGAUACCGCGGUACAUGGUUUGGGAAAGCUUUCAUCAAAUAAAGCUUUAACCAACUUUUCCCUUAAUAUUUAUGGAGACAUGCAAGAUUCAGUAGCUGCUGUUAUCAGUGACGGAAUUGCACAGCAAACCGCAUUGAGGACAUUCAGUCUUAAGGUUGAUGGCAAACUUAGUGGUUUUGGUGCUAAUAACCUGAAAAGAGGCCUUCUAGAAAAUCGCUCUUUGAAUAAUUUAAAAGUGACUGUCCUUGGAAAAGUUCCGAACAACUGGCAGUCGUUUGCAGAAAAUAUUCGCUUGGCCAAGAAGGUAUCAGUUACUUUAAGUGUAUACCCAGAUUCUUGCAGCAGAAUAACGCAUAAUCAAUUGGCUUAUUUUUGUCCUGGUCCAGCUGUGGUCGAUAAAGGAUUACAGACAAAACGGCAUUUAACUGUAAUCCUCUGGGGUGAGCUGAGUGCUGACGGGGCAGGAGCUUUAUGUGAGGUCUUGGUACGUGCUCCCCUGACAAGCGUGAAUUUGAGAGUGCACGGAAAAUUAAAUAAUAGUGUGGCUAAUUGCAUUGCAAGAUAUUUCAGCCGACGCAAGACUGUUUUCUCCCUUACGAUCGAUGUUUGGGGAAAAUUGGCCCCAGAAACAGUGACUUUUCUUCAGGGACUAUCAGGUAACAACGCAGUUGUCGAGGUGAAAGUGCGUGACGUCUGUGUCGUUCCUGACGAAUUGUGCAAGUCCCUUGAUGUCUCUAUUGACAAUAUUGCAUCUCUUACACCAGCCCUGUAUAGAAGAACAUCAGAGAGGAAAAGGUUACUCUAA